UCAUCACACUCCAUGACCCCAUUCACCCUUCUUCGUCCCCCUCUUCUUCUUCUUCUUCUUCCCUCUACCUCCUUUCGCCACUCGUCUCCUUCGCAUCACCCCGGCGCUCCAAGAGCACUCUCACGAAUACUUCCCAACUCGCACUCCCGCUGACUGGUGCCAGUGGUCCAUCAAGACCCCAUCCGAAUCCCUCCCUCUCUCCUUUCAAUGAUGCCAUCCAUACCACCACUGGGCCGCUCAUUGGUUCUCUUCAUCGGCUGUGCAGUCUUUGUCCAGUUCAUCUUCUUCAUCAGAAGCAAUCUCUUCUCCACCUCCCCCCAUCGAGACUUCCCCGAGCCAUACGACUCACCAUCCUUCCACGGGGCCGACCCCACCAGGAACCGACACCCGACCGUCCCUCUCUCCCUCCACGACCUCGAGAUCCUCGAUGGACUCUCAGACACUAUCGCCGAAACCGAAGCCUACCGCGUCUUCGAGGACAAGGAAGCCGGACGAAUCCACGGCACGACCAUCAAGAACAAUCCCUUGCUCGUCAGACAGAUCAGGGACCAGAUCCGAUGCUGGACCACCCAUGGCUCCUGGCAACGACAGGGCAACGAGUUCCAGACCCUCAAACACCUAGGCGACUCACGCUUUACCAAAUGCGACAAGAACUUUAUUAAGGCACUCGAUCGUGAAGGCAAUGGACACUAUCUGGGCGAAUUCGAUCAUGUCAACAACCGACUCCUGAUCCGUGAGGCCGUCAAGUAUAAAUGGGUUCCGGACGAAAAGAUCUGCGGACCGGGUUCAGGACCAGGAAUGAUGGGACUCGAGGACGACAGAGCAGAAUAUCGGUCCUAUACCAAAUCGAAAUUCUGUCAGGCGAUCGGAAAACGGAACCUCUUGGUCGUCGGCGACCUCACGCAGUAUCAGCUUCACGACGUGAUCGUAUCAGCCUUCCAGUCCUCGUUCGUCUGCUAUGGAGAGCUAGGCUGUCUCCAUCACAGUUCCCAUGGGCUCUGUCAGAACGUUGCAGUCAAGUACGCCAGGAACGACUUGCUCUCCGUUCCCUGGGCAGUCGACCCCGAGGCGGAUGAAUUCCCCAGUGCAUCGACGGUCGAGCAGACAUGGGCGACACCGGAUAUGCUGCUUCAGUACCCGAUCUUGAUCCUGAACAGGGGCCUGGUCUGGAGACCAGACGAGGUGUUUUUGAGCGAGCUAGUCUUUACGAUGAAACAUAUCUGGAAGUAUUACCCCAACACCUUGGUCCUCUACCGUGCCACACAUCCGAUCUCGCCCAAUUGCACACAGUUCAAGAACGAGGGCGAGGAUGAGGCCAUCGCCGACAAUUUUGGCAAGCCUAUCUCUGCGGGAACUGUUCUCCGGAAACCGCUUGAUACGCCACCCAAGAGACAGGAGUCUCAUCAUGAAGGCAAGGAAGAAUAUCGGCCCACGUUGGCGGAUAUUCAACGACAGAACCGGAUGGCGAAACGGGUAGUCGAGGCCGCUGGAGGCAUCUAUCUGGACACGGAGGCCAUGUUUGCGAUGCGACCGGAUGGACGGAUGGGCGAUGGCGAUUGUUCAAGGUUCUGUGCUCCAGGCCCAUUGGAUGCAUAUGCAGACCUGCUCUACAAUACCUUUAGGAUCCUGCAAUAGUGAAUCUCUCUUUUUCUUUCUUUAUGUAGAUAUUGUAAUAUGUUUAGUCCGCAUCCGUCCACUGCCCAUUGAACAAUAUUGUCUGAUGCGUGAAAUGCCAGUAUUAUUCGUUUCUUU
Messenger RNA from Gamsiella multidivaricata, 1752 nucleotides. RefSeq lists its product as uncharacterized. The transcript has a single exon. The record is from RefSeq and is a predicted model, not a curated record. NCBI's taxonomy places the organism in Eukaryota, Fungi, Mortierellomycota, Mortierellomycetes, Mortierellales, Mortierellaceae. Bases 208 to 1635 code for a protein of 475 amino acids.